AUGCCGUGGCCUCCGCCACAAAAGAGGAAGCGAACGGAUGGAUGUGAUAGUGGCGAAGAUCCCGGCGAUGGAUCAUCCAGGGAUGCGGAGGAGAAUGAUGAAGAUGUGCUACCCUCGACGUCCAUAGUUCCGACAACAACGACCCACGCCGCCAACAAGAAUGUGCAGCAGCUGUUCCGUCAGCUUUCGCGGGCGUACAAAUUGACACCUGCGCAGAGCGAUAUGAUACUCUCAUGCUCUAAGAUGAGCAGCCAGGAACGUGAUGGUUAUAUCCUCGCGAUGGUUAUGAGCCUCCAAAAUAAGGUUGACGACAUAACCACAAAUCAGCCUCAGUUUGUUGUGGCAGCCGAUACUGAUAAAAACAUCGAAAAGUAUGCGCUUGCAGUUUUCACGUCGGCCAAAGUGCUUAGCUUCAAAGGUGCUAUCCCCGCAAAGCACCUUGAGGAUAUCGUCAAGCGGCAGCGGUUUGGGCUACCUCCAAACAUUGAGAAGAACGCUGCGGCGUGGGCGAAGGUUUACGACCGUAUCUUACAUCACUUCACUCAACUCCGAUCGAAGAUCAAGAAGCUUAUCGUGCACAGUCUCAUGCACAUGGCCUUGGUACAGGAAGAUGGCAAGAGUGUGGAGAAACUCGUAUUGCGACCAAAGGAUGACCGACAAACACUGUACGACGUCACGUCUGCCAUUGUUGGUGACAAUCUUGCCGUUACUGCCGCUUUUGCCAGUCGGGUUGCCGUCAUGCGUGCAAUCCUUCUGCAAGGUGGCGAUCGGAGGACUUACUGGGACCGUGUUGACGCGCGGUUGGAAUGGCUGCGGAAAAAUUCAGGCGAGGUGAAGCGACUGCAAAGGGCACUCAAGAGCAUCGUCAAGGAGGACCAACAACAACAUGGUAGUGCACCUGAUGAGGAGAUCAACGAAGUUCCCGAUGAUUUCCAGUGCGGGGUUGACGAGCAGCUUCCGGGUGAUAUGGCGUAG
This is a messenger RNA of Punctularia strigosozonata HHB-11173 SS5, 975 nucleotides long. RefSeq lists its product as uncharacterized. The record is from RefSeq and is a predicted model, not a curated record. The coding region runs from base 1 to 975 and encodes 324 amino acids. The transcript is spliced from 7 exons. NCBI's taxonomy places the organism in Eukaryota, Fungi, Basidiomycota, Agaricomycetes, Corticiales, Punctulariaceae.